Phragmites australis (common reed) is the source of this 1412-nucleotide messenger RNA. RefSeq names its product alpha N-terminal protein methyltransferase 1-like. Gene Ontology annotation, molecular function: methyltransferase activity. Bases 1 to 1209 code for a protein of 402 amino acids. The record is from RefSeq and is a predicted model, not a curated record. The transcript is spliced from 8 exons. Gene Ontology annotation, biological process: N-terminal protein amino acid methylation. Gene Ontology annotation, cellular component: cytoplasm. NCBI's taxonomy places the organism in Eukaryota, Viridiplantae, Streptophyta, Magnoliopsida, Poales, Poaceae.
AUGAAAUCGGUAUCUUCAAGGCCUUCCGUGGAAAUGGUCGUGCCAAAAGAGGCAAACGCCGCAAACCCUAGAGUAGUAGCUUUGCACCCCUUCCCCUGCUCCUCCCGCUCGCACGCAAGCAGCUCGUACUUCGCCGCCGUCGCCGGAGAGAUGGAUUCCCGCGGCUUCGAUUCCGCAGGCCGCGCUUUCUCCAGCGCCACCGAGAUGUGGGCAGAAGAGCUCGGCCCCACUUCCACCGCCUCCUCCGCCAUUGAAGCCGCCCCGGCCGCCGCAGGCAACGCGGGCGCCGGCGAGGAGGCGGGGGGAGACGGGAAGCGCAAGGAGUGGUACUCCAAGGCAAUCGCCUACUGGCAAGGCGUGGAGGCGUCGACCGAGGGGGUCCUUGGAGGGUACGGGUGCGUGAACGACGCGGACGUCAAGGGCAGCGACGCCUUCCUCCGCCCUCUCCUCGCCGAGCGGUUCGGCACCGCGAAGCGUCAUCUCGUCGCGCUUGACUGUGGCUCAGGCAUCGGGCGGGUUACAAAGAACCUUCUUCUUAGGCAUUUCAAUGAGGUUGAUCUUGUCGAGCCAGUUUCUCAUUUUCUAGAAGCGGCACGGGAAAAUCUUACUGGAUGUAUGGACCAAGGAGAAGAUUCACACAAGGCUACCAACUUUUACUGUGUGCUUUCAAUCCCUUUCUUAAAAACUGGAAUUUUGGUUCUUCAGGUUGAUCUUGUCGAGCCAGUUUCUCAUUUUCUAGAAGCGGCACGGGAAAAUCUUACUGGAUGUAUGGACCGAGGAGAAGAUUCACACAAGGCUACCAACUUUUACUGUGUGCCUCUUCAGGACUUCACUCCUGAGGAAGGAAGAUAUGAUGUGAUAUGGGUCCAGUGGUGCAUAGGGCAACUUCCUGAUGAUGAUUUUAUUUCAUUUUUUGAUCGUGCCAAGGUUGGGCUCAAACCCGACGGGUUUUUUGUUCUGAAAGAGAACAUAGCAAGAAACGGAUUUGUGUUAGACAAGGUGGAUAACAGUGUCACUAGAUCCGAUCCAUACUUCAGGGAGCUAUUUAAAAAGUGUGGAUUAUAUAUACACAGCGUCAAGGACCAGAAGGAACUUCCAAAGGAACUAUUUGCCGUCAAAAUAUAUGCUUUGGUGACCAAUCAACCAAAAAUCUCGAAUAAUGGGAAGAGAAGGCGGCCUAAAAAUUCACCACAUAUUAUUCGCUCUUGAAAAAUGCCUGUAUUUGGUGUGCUGUCGAACCAACUUAUUUAUCUGGUCAUGUAUUAUUAUUGGCUUGUAUCAAGUUCCUAGGACAACCUUUUGCAAUAAGCUCAAAUUUUCGUUGAUGUUAAUUUCAUUCUUUUCAACUGAUGUUGUAUUACCUGGAAAUAUAUGAUCUGUUGAUGCGCAUGUUCACGAUAUUUUGAGAGGAA